Molecule: messenger RNA, 2030 nt
Organism: Lactuca virosa
Lineage: Eukaryota; Viridiplantae; Streptophyta; Magnoliopsida; Asterales; Asteraceae
Source: the annotation of a GenBank genome assembly
AUUGAAUCUAACUCUCUCCCUCUUUCUCUCUCUAAAUCCUUCUUGAUUCUCUAUACUUUUUGGAUCUUGAUAACCAUAUCAUCGAGAGGAGCAACAACCUAUUAUGGCUUGCUUAAACAUGGUUAAAAUGAGGAACUUCGAGGAGAAAACCCUGAAAAAGAACGAGGAAUGCACUCAGGAUGGAUCAGUCGAUAGAAAAGGCCGACCAGCAGUCCGAGAAAGAACAGGAUCAUGGUUUGCUGCAAUCCUCAUACUUGUGAACCAAGGUCUAGCCACGCUAGCAUUCUUUGGAGUCGGGGUGAACUUGGUUCUCUUUCUAACGAGAGUGAUGGGUCAAGAUAAUGCUGAAGCCGCGAACAGUGUUAGUAAAUGGACUGGCACUGUGUACAUCUUCUCCCUCCUUGGUGCCUUUCUUAGUGAUUCGUAUUGGGGUCGUUACAAGACUUGUGCGAUCUUUCAGGCCAUUUUUGUCGUGGGCUUGAUAUCGUUAUCACUGUCGUCAUACAUAUUCUUGGUGAAACCAGAAGGAUGCGGCAAUGAAAAAACUCCAUGUGGGACUCAUUCGGGCUUUGCAACGGCUAUGUUCUACGUUUCAAUUUACCUUAUUGCCCUUGGAAAUGGUGGGUACCAACCCAACAUAGCCACAUUUGGUGCAGAUCAGUUUGAUGAGGAUCAUCCCGAAGAAGGACAUGGAAAAGUAUCAUUCUUUAGCUACUUCUACUUGGCCCUAAAUCUUGGAUCACUCUUCUCGAACACCAUAAUAGGGUAUUUUGAAGACAGAGGGACGUGGGCAUUAGGGUUUUGGGCAUCUGCGGGGUCUGCAAUUGUGGCGUUGAUCUUGUUUCUUGUGGGCACACCAAGAUAUAGACAUUUUGUACCCAGUGGAAAUCCUUUAUCAAGAUUUUGCCAAGUUAUGGUUGCUUCAUUCAGGAAAUGGAAGGUUGCUAUCCCUUCUAAUGGUGAUGAAUUAUAUGAAGUCGAUGGCAAAGAAAAUCCCAAUAAUGGCAGCAGAAAUAUUCUUCAUACCCAAGGAUUUAAAUUCUUGGAUAGAGCUGCGGUUAUCACCUCUAAGGAAAAUUCAUUUGAGAAAGAAGAUAUUAAAAGCCCAUGGCACCUAUGUACUGUAACACAAGUCGAGGAAGUGAAAUGCAUAUUAAGACUCCUUCCUAUUUGGCUAUGCACAAUCCUCUAUUCAGUAGUAUUCACUCAAAUGGCCUCUCUGUUUGUCGAACAAGGAGCUGCAAUGAAAACCAACAUCUCAAGCUUCCACAUUCCUCCAGCAAGCAUGUCCAGCUUUGACAUCCUCAGUGUUGCAGCCUUUAUAUUCAUUUAUAGACGGGUUCUUGAUCCGUUAGUGGCAAGACUAAAGAAAUCUCCUUCGCCCAGAGGAUUAACCGAGCUUCAAAGGAUGGGGGUUGGCCUUGUCAUAGCGAUACUAGCAAUGAUAGUCGCAGGCACUGUCGAGCACUUCAGGUUGAAAUAUAAGGACAAUGAUUGCCCCACAUGUGAAGGGUCAAGCACUUUGAGCAUAUUCUGGCAAGUCCCACAAUACGUACUUAUUGGAGCUUCAGAGGUUUUCAUGUAUGUAGGGCAAUUGGAAUUCUUUAAUGGGCAAGCACCAGAUGGGCUUAAAAGCUUUGGAAGCGCACUAUGCAUGACAUCGAUUUCACUAGGGAACUAUGUGAGCAGUUUGCUUGUGACAAUUGUGAUGAAGAUUUCUAGUAGUGAAAGAAUGCCUGGAUGGAUUCCUGGAAAUCUGAACAAGGGUCAUUUGGACAACUUCUACUUUCUAUUAGCCAUUUUGACAAGUGCUGAUUUUGUGGUGUAUUUGUUAGUGGCAAACUGGUACAAAUACAUCAAGUUUGAAGGGAGAAAUGAUAAAGUAGAGGGCUGCCAACAUGUUUGAUAGGCUAAUUUAAUGUGUUUAGAAUGAUUUUUUUGUAACAUAGUAAAGAUACUGAUAAUGUCUUCUUGUCCUUUUUUUCCCCAUCAAUUAAUGCCAAAAAUUAUAAAUUCUUAUUUAAAGCUUA